AUGGAUUUCCUAAGAAUAGCGACCUACUGCUUCCUCAUUUCUUACCUGAUCUUCUGCCACAUUGUAUGGAAUGGGUGCUACAAUAUCUACUCCAGCACGGAAGACGAAGUGUAUAAUAUGCUGUAUUAUCGGAAGAGAGAGAAAAGGCCAGUCAAGUUAGAAAUAAGAAAUAAACUCACAGUAGACAAUGUGAAAAAGGUUUAUGUGAAGAAGGCUCCCUGCCCCGUUCUACCCAGGCCAAUUAAGUCGUUAUUCCAUCUCAACUGGUUUAGGAAAUCCUCCGACUUAGUACCCAUAAGCAUUCAUCUAUAUUCUAUGUUUGAUGAGAAGAAUAAUUUUCUUGGAUUUAUUUUACUUUCCUCGGCGAUUUUUACCAUUCUGGAGUGGAUGUACAUAGUAUACCUGGCCAGCAUGCUCCUAUGGGACGGAAUUAUCAAGCCCAUUUUCAAACUUGUAUACCUAGCAAUCUCAGUCUACUUAAUUUUACGCUUCACAGUUAUUUUCCUUCCAUACACAAAGUCUUUUAUGUCCCAAGAAAACUACAAACACAUAUCGAGUUAUGUCUUUAAUUUUUACAACAUCAUUAUGAAGAUAUCCAAGGAGGUGAGCACAUUCAUCAACAGGGUGAUGCAGGAAAAUGGGACCAUAAACAAGGAGCUUUAA
Plasmodium coatneyi is the source of this 663-nucleotide messenger RNA. RefSeq lists its product as uncharacterized. Bases 1 to 663 code for a protein of 220 amino acids. The record is from RefSeq and is a predicted model, not a curated record. The transcript is spliced from 4 exons. NCBI's taxonomy places the organism in Eukaryota, Apicomplexa, Aconoidasida, Haemosporida, Plasmodiidae.